AAUGAAAACAAAUUACCAUCAACCGCCUCUGUCACUACGGUACAUUAUGACACUGAAACGCAAGACUAUAAUUCAACAUCACAAACUACGCAGAGUACAAUCACUAACCAAGCCACUAGCAUACAAACUAAUGACAAUGAAAACAAAUUACCAUCAACCGCCUCUGUCACUACGGUACAUUAUGACACUGAAACGCAGGAUUAUAAUUCGGAAUCACAAACUAUUCAGAGUACAAUCACUAACCAAGCCACUAGCAUACAAACUAAUGACAAUGAAAACAAAUUACCAUCAACUGCUUCUGGUACUACGUCACAUUAUGGCAGUUCAACUGAGGAUUCUAUUUCAGAAUCUAAAAGUACGCACAGUAUAACCACUGAUAAAGCCACUAGCAUAUAUUCUAAUGACAAUGAAAACAAAUUACCAUCAACCGCCUCUGUCACUACGUCACAAUACGACACUGAAACGGAGAAUUUCGAUUCAGAAUUACAAAGUAUUCAAAAUACAAUCACUAACCAAGCCACUGGCACAUAUGCUAAUGACAAUGAAAAUAAAUUACUAUCAACUGCCUCUGUCACUGCGUCACAUUAUGACAGUGAAACUGACGAUUCUAAUUCAGAAUCACAAAGUACUCAAAGUAGAAACAUUAACCGAGCCACUACCAUAUAUGCUAAUGAAAAUGAAAAUAAUUUACCAUCAACCGCCUUUGUCACUGCGUCACAUUAUGACAGUGAAAUUGAGGAUUCCAAUUCAGAAUCACAAACUCCGCAAAGUACAAUCACUAACCAAGCCACUAGUGUACAAACUAAUGACAAUGAAAACAUACUACCAUCAACCGCCUCUGUCACUACGGUACAUUAUGACACUGAAACGCAAGACUAUAAUUCAGAAUCACAAAGUACUCAAAGUACAAUCACUAACCAAGCCACUAGCAUAUAUGCUAAUGACAAUGAAAAUAAUUUACCAUCAACCGCCUUUGUCAUUGCGUCACAUUAUGACAGUGAAACUGAGGAUUCCAAUUCAGAAUCACAAACUCCGCUAAGUACAAUCACUAACCAAGCCACUAGUGUACAAACUAAUGACAAUGAAAACAUAUUACCAUCAACCGCCUCUGUCACUACGGUACAUUAUGACACUGAAACGCAAGACUAUAAUUCAGAAUCACAAAGUACUCAAGGUACAAUCACUAAACAAGCCACUAGCAUAUAUGCUAAUGACAAUGAAAAUAAUUUACCAUCAACCGCCUUUGUCACUGCGUCACAUUAUGACAGUGAAACUGAGGAUUCCAAUUCAGAAUUACAAACUACGCAGAGUACAAUCACUAACCAAGCCACUAGCGUACAAACUAAUGACAAUGAAAACAUAUUACCAUCAACCGCCUCUGUCACUACGGUACAUUAUGACACUGAAACGCAAGACUAUAAUUCAGAAUCACAAAGUACUCAAGGUACAAUCACUAAACAAGCCACUAGCAUACAAACGAAUGACAAUGAAAACAAAUUACCAUCAACCGCCUCUAUCACUGCGUCAUAUUAUGACAGUGAAACUGAGAAUUCCAAUUUAGAAUCACAAACUCCGCAAAGUACAAUCACUAACCAAGCCACUAGCACAUAUGCUAAUGACAAUGAAAACAAAUUACCAUCAACCGCAUCUGUCACUACGGUACCUUAUAACAAUGAAUCUGAUGAGUUUAAAACAGGAUCACAAAGUAUCCAUAGUACAGCUGCUAAUCAACAUUCAAGCAUACAAACUAAUGAAACUAGAAUACCAUUGACCACCCCGAUCGUUGAGUCGUACCACAACACCGAAAUUAAAGGUUCCCAAAGAGAAUCACAUAAUACACAAAGUACUGAUACAACGUAUACAGAAUCGUAUGACAGUAAAUAUGAAUUGCCAUUGACUACUGCUUUCACCACUUUAUAUUAUAACAGCGAAUCUGACCUUUCCCGGACAGAGUCUUUAGCUACGCAAAGAAUAGCUACUGGAAAAGACACAAAUAUAGAAUCUAAUCAGGAUCAUUACCAGACAACAGUUGAUGCUACAGAAUCAUUAUCAACAGAAAACGUUGUUGAUUCAUUCACAUCUACUGCAGUAACAAAUUUAGCCACUUUGAUCGACGAAAACGUUAACAAGUUUUCGGAGAGUCAACAUUCUACAACUAUAUUAACAGCACAAGAUGAAACCACCUUUAAACCGUAUUCUGAAGUCGAUUUCACUACAGUGUUUCAUAAUAUUAAGACAGUUGAAAAUGACUUUAAUGCAGAUAAAGAUGAUGAUUAUUUAACACAGGAAAUAUCUACUACAACAGAACCGUCAACGAUUGAUUAUCUGAACGUAAAUUAUGAAAAAAAUAAUCCUCUAAGUACUACUAUUCCACCUCCGACAGCAAAACAUAGUACGAUUUUGAAAAAUUCGGAAUACGGUCAAAAUACGGUAACAUCUUCCAUGUUGAAUUUCAAUAAAGAAAAAGUGUCUUCAACCCAUACAAGUUCUUUGAGUACGGCAAAAAGUAGUAAACAAACUUCGAGUAGUUUGAGUACUUCGACAGAGAGCUUGUCAUCGCGAAGAAAAAACGUUGACAUUCCAGCUUGGACUGACUUAUCAACUAUAACAGAUAUAACAACUACGACGGAGUCAACUUUGACUGAAAUGACGACUAGUACUGACAUACCUUUUAAUCUUAAAUGUAGAGUAAAUUCACAUUGUCCGUUAAACAUGACGUGUCAAGAGGGAACAUGCCAGAACCCAUGUGAUUUGCCUGAGAUGAAGUGUGCCCAGAAUACUUCCUGUAAAGUUGUCAACCACGCUGCUGUUUGUGUUUGUGACUCAGCUGGAAACAACUGUGUAAGAGAAUCAUCUGGAACGCCAAAAGUACCAGAGCCGUGUCAUUCCGAUCGAGAUUGUAUAGAAAUUGAAGCCUGUUUUAUGGGACUAUGUCAAGAUCCAUGUGAGUUUGAUAAUGUUUGUGGGAUACAAGCAAACUGCCAGCGCGUAAAACACAGGCCUAUGUGUUCCUGCCCUGCGGGCUACGAUGGAGACCCUGCAAUUAAAUGUUCACCUAAAAUAUUUGGAUGCACGCGAAACGACGACUGUCAAUCUACAGAGGCUUGUAUAAAUAAUGCAUGUCAACACCCUUGUGCCAUACACAACCCAUGCGCACCUAAUGCUGUAUGUAUAAACACAAACCAUGGAUCUGACUGUAGCUGUGUGGAAGGUUUUCAAGGCAACGGAUACGUCGGUUGUGUACCAGUUGUGGAAUCUACAUCAGUAUGUCAAUAUAACGAAGAUUGUCCACCUGAAUUACUAUGCGAUAGAUUAAAUAGAAAAUGCAUUAGUCCUUGUGCAAUUAACAAAUGUGGAGAUAAUGCUGAAUGCUUACCUUCAAAUCAUGGUAUACAAUGUAAAUGUGCCCCUGGUUUUACUGGUAAUGCCUUCCUGGAAUGCUAUCAAGUUCAAGGCUGUCGUUCAGAUAACGAGUGUGCCAAUUCUGAAGCGUGUAUAAAUGGUAAAUGUGGUUCUCCAUGCCGUUGUGGUAUAAACGCUGUCUGUGAUGUGAUUAACCAUCGAGCAUCUUGUAAAUGUCUACAAGGAUAUACCGGUAAUCCACAAAUUGGUUGUGAACCACCAACAAAUCCAUGUAGUCCGAACCCUUGUGGAAUAAAUGCAUUAUGUGAAAUCGACAACGGAAAUCCAAUUUGUUACUGUCCGAAAGGCUUAACCGGAAAUCCUUUCAAGAAUUGCAUCCCAGAAGGAAACGAAUGUGAACCAAAUCCAUGUGGACCAAACUCAGGAUGUCGACUAAUAGAUGAUAAACCAGCCUGUUUCUGUCUACCAAAUUACGAAGGGAGUCCGCCAAGAAUGCCAUGCAAAUUACCAAACAAUCCCUGUAAUCCAUCACCUUGCGGUCCUAACACUCAAUGUACAGUACUGUCUAAUGGAUUUUCAAAGUGUUCUUGUUUACCUGGUUAUGUCGAAAGCCCGAAUACUGUUCGUGGAUGUAUUGAAGCACGAAACCCUUGCGAACCGAGUCCCUGCGGAGUCGGCGCUCGAUGUGAUCCAAACAAAACUCCAUCUUGUUUCUGUCCAGAAAAUACUGUUGGAAAUCCAUACAAAUCAUGCGACAGUAACCGUGGAUAUCUUCCACCAGUUGCGAAUGUUCUCUGUCAGCCAGGACCAUGUGGACCAAAUGCGGAUUGUUUUGUUAGUAGCAAUAGAGAAGUGUGCUAUUGCAAAACUGGUUUUAGUGGUGACCCAUAUCUGGGUUGCCAAAAUCAAAUAAGUCCUUGUGCUCCCAACGCUUGUGGACCACGAGCAAUCUGUCAAGUAAAGUUUGAUGGACAAGCCUUCUGUGUGUGUCCUGAAGGAAGUGUGGGUGAUGCUUACAGCAUUGAAGGCUGUAUUUUACGGGAAUGUGAGGUCGAUGAUGGCUGUCCCACAAAUAAAGCAUGUAUUGGAUAUAGUUGCCAAGAUCCCUGUCCUGGAGUAUGUGGGUUGAAUACCAAAUGUCACGUAGAGGCUCAUCGACCAGUAUGUUUCUGUGAAGAAGGUUUCAUCGGAAAUCCAUUAAUAUGUUGUCUUCCACCCGAAGAUCAGAAAUCAAUAUCACCAUGUAACAAAAUACAAUGUGGUAUUAACGCAAUCUGUCAAGAAGUCGGAGAUAGAGCCGUUUGCUCUUGUCCACUUGAUUUCAUUGGUGAUCCAACAAUAGAAUGUAAGCCUGAAUGUAUGAUGAACUCCGAUUGUUCCUCGAACGAAGCUUGCAUUAACAAAAAAUGUAUUGAUCCUUGUGCAUCUGCCAACAUCUGUGGAAUAAAUGCUGUUUGCCUAUGUUCAGAUCAUACUGUUUCUUGUCUGUGUCCCGAUGGUUAUAUAGGAGAUCCGUUAACUCAAUGUAUAUACAAACCUAUAAUAAUUGUACCAGAUAAUUCUACAGCGCAACCUUGUUCACCAAAUCCAUGUGAUCAAAAUGCGCCUUGUGAUACUUAUGGUAACCAGUUUGCAAUUUGCGACGCAUGUGUUGGACUGAAUUCUUUAAAUAACCCAUCGUGUAGACCGGAGUGCGUUUUGAAUUCGGAUUGUAGUUUUGAUAAAUCUUGCUUAAGGAACAAGUGCUUGAAUCCUUGCCCUGGUUCUUGUGGUAUUAAUGCAGAGUGCACAGUUUAUAAUCAUGAUCCAGUUUGCCAGUGCGUGAAUGGUUUCGAAGGGAAUCCAUACGAACAUUGUAAACCAAGUGUCCGGCCUAUCACACAUGAAACUUGCAACAAUGUGCAAUGCGGUGCAAAUGCAAUUUGUAGAGACUUCAAUGGUGCUUUAGCUUGCCAUUGUCUGCCCGACUUUUAUGGAAAUCCUUAUAUUUCGUGCCGACCGCAAUGUGUUGUUAACAGCGACUGUUCACCGGAAUUGGCUUGUUUUCACAAUAAAUGCGAAGACCCUUGUACAAAUGUGUGUGGCAUAGGAGCUUUGUGUAAAACAGUUAAUCACCAUGCCGUGUGCUAUUGUGAAUCUGGACAAAUUGGAGAUCCUUAUGUUAGAUGCCAAAACGCACCAGCGUUGCCUCCUUCUUUAUCUGUAUGUGAUCCAUCGCCUUGUGGGCCUUACAGUCGUUGUCUUGUUUCAUCUAACGGUUUUGCAAUGUGUUCCUGUUUACCAGGACAUAAAGGGAUAGCCCCUAUGUGUCAACCAGAAUGUGUCAGUAAUGCAGAUUGUCAACAGAUGGAAACAUGUGUUAAUCAACGAUGCAUAAACCCUUGCCUCGGUAGUUGUGGUGUUAACGCUGACUGUGUUGUUGUUAAUCACAACCCAAUAUGUACCUGUAGUCGAGGAAAAUCUGGUGACCCCUUUGUAGCCUGUACUGAUAUAACAGAAGUGGUGCCUUCCGAAAGAAAUCCAUGUGUACCUUCUCCAUGUGGGCCGAACUCCGUUUGUGAAAUUAAGUCGAAUCACCCAGUAUGUUCAUGUCGACCUAACUACUCUGGUACUCCACCGUACUGUAGACCUGAGUGUGUCAUAAGUCAAGAAUGUCCUUCUAACAAAGCUUGCAUCAAUGAAAAAUGUUUAGACCCAUGCACAGGGGCUUGUGGUAAUAAUGCCAAAUGUGUUGUAAUUAAUCACACGCCGUUAUGUAGCUGUUUAGAUGGAUAUAAAGGCGAUGCAUUCGUAGGAUGCAAUGCAAUUUCAAACGACGAUACCGAGACUCUUUGUAAUCCUUCACCAUGCGGAGAGAACACAAUCUGCAAUGUAAUAAACAAUAUUGCGCGCUGCUCAUGUAUUCCGCCCAACAUAGGAAACCCGUAUGCGGGGGGAUGUCGACCAGAGUGUUCAUUAAACUCAGAUUGUCCGAAUCAUUUGGCUUGUCUGUCAAACCACUGCAGGGAUCCAUGUAAGGAUCUAUGUGGUGUUAAUGCGGAAUGUAUAGUGACUAACCAUGUACCUGUAUGUACAUGCUUUAGAGGUCACGAAGGAGACCCUUUUAUUGCAUGCAAUCGUCAAGAACAAAAACCACGAAAUCCAGAGAGUCCUUGUGAGCCUUCUCCGUGCGGAGCGAACAGUGACUGCCAUACAGUGAGCGGUCGAGCGGCAUGUUCUUGUCGUCCGGGCUACUUGGGCGCGCCACCAGCUUGUCGUCCUGAGUGUGCGGUCAACUCAGAUUGUCCUGCUACUAGAGCGUGUAUUAACCACAAAUGCAAAGAUCCAUGCAUAAAUAGUUGCGGUAUUGACGCUCGUUGCCAUGUUGUUGGACACAAUCCUAUUUGUACGUGUCCCGAAAAUCUCUCGGAAGGUGAUCCAUUCAUUAAGUGCACCAGAAAAUCCAUUAUGCCGACACAUACAGAUCCAUGCUUAAUGUCACCGUGUGGACCUUACGCAACAUGUAGAAAUGAAGAUGGACGUGCCAUAUGCGCAUGUGAACCUGGAACUCUUGGAGCACCACCAUCCUGCCGGCCACAAUGUGUUAUUAACCAAGAUUGUCCUUUAGCGCUGGCUUGCCUCGGCGGUAAUUGUGUAAAUCCGUGCAUUGGUUCAUGCGGAUUUAAUGCCCGAUGUUCUGUUCAAAAUCAUCGUCCAGUGUGUUCAUGCGACGACGGAUUCUCUGGUGACCCAUUCGCUGGAUGCAACCCAAUUGAAAUUUCUAAAGAAGCACCUCGUCAACCUUGUCAUCCUUCACCUUGCGGUGCUAAUGCGAUAUGUCGAGAAAAGGAUGGUGCUGGUUCUUGUACAUGCUUAGAUGAUUUUUACGGUGACCCAUAUAGUGGUUGUCGCCCUGAGUGCCUUAUGAAUACAGACUGUGCUAGGGAAAAAUCUUGUUUUAAUAACAGAUGUAUAGACCCUUGUUCUGGGACUUGUGGACAAAACACUCAAUGUAGAGUUGUAAAUCAUGCUCCUUCAUGUUACUGCUUAUCUGGAUUUACGGGAAAUCCUCUUCACGCAUGUGUUCCUGUUAAACCUUUUCCGGAUAAUCUGGAUCCGUGUCACCCUUCGCCCUGUGGACCAUAUAGUAAAUGCCGAAUAUCAAACGGUCAUGCUGUAUGCACAUGUCUUGACAUGUGUAUAGGUUCUCCGCCUAAUUGUCAUCCGGAAUGUAUUGUUAGUUCUGAUUGCCGCUCAGAUAAAGCUUGUAUAAAUCAGAAAUGUCAGGACCCUUGUUCUGGCAUUUGUGGCAUUAACGCGAAAUGCCAAGUGGUGAAUCACAAUCCAAUUUGCAGUUGCCUUAGUGAAUAUACUGGCGAUCCGUUUGUCCGGUGUUAUAUUGAUGACCGCCAAAUGACGCCGAUAAAUAAUUGUGUUCCAAGCCCUUGUGGUCCAAAUUCACAAUGUAAGGAAGUAGACGGAGUAGCAGUUUGCUCAUGCAUUGAAAAUUAUGUGGGUCGUCCCCCUAAUUGUAGACCAGAAUGCGUCAUGAAUGUUGAGUGCUCGGGGAAUUUAGCAUGUAUAGCGGAAAGAUGCAGCGAUCCUUGUCCUGGUUCUUGUGGGUUCCAUGCGAUUUGUACUGUUGUGAAUCAUGUGCCGACGUGUACUUGUGAUCAUGGGUACACAGGUGACCCCUUCUCUGGAUGUUCAUCUAUUCCUUCAAUAGAACCUCAACCACAAAGUCUUUGUUCUCGUUCGCCGUGUGGAGCUAACGCAAUAUGUAAGGAAAGGAACGGAGUUGGAUCAUGUUCAUGUUUACCUGAUUAUUACGGAGACCCAUAUAUUGAAUGUCGCCCUGAGUGUGUUUUGAACUCAGACUGUACUAAAGACAAGGCUUGUAUUAACAACAAGUGUAAAGAUCCAUGCCCUGGUGUUUGUGGUAUGAACGCCGAAUGUCGCGUAAAUAAUCACGCGCCUUCGUGUGCAUGUCUACCUGGGUACGAAGGAAACCCAUUUUCUUCAUGUUACAUAAGUACCUUCGAAGAUCCAGUAAAUCCUUGUGUACCGUCACCUUGUGGUCCUUACAGUUUAUGUCGUGAAAAUAACGGACACGCAAUAUGCUCUUGUCAGGAACAUUAUUUUGGUUCACCGCCUUUUUGCCGCCCCGAAUGUAUGGUCAGCAGCGAUUGUAUGCCAAAUAAAGCUUGCAUUAAUAGAAAAUGCGUGGAUCCAUGCUCAGGUGCAUGUGGCAACAACGCUAAAUGUACAGUCGUAAAUCAUAAUCCGUUAUGUAGCUGCCCAAAAGAUUACACAGGCGAUCCGUUUGUACACUGUUCUUAUGAAACAAGACCAGAACCAAAACCGUCAGGAAAUCCGUGUAUUCCUUCCCCUUGCGGACCUCACUCGCAAUGUCGUGUAAUAGGAGAGACGGCCGCUUGUUCUUGCCAACUCGGAUUUAUUGGUCGUGCUCCUAAUUGUCGGCCUGAAUGUAUAUUCGAUGAAGAAUGUCCUAGUAAUCUAGCGUGUAUCCAAGAAAAGUGUGCUAACCCUUGCGAGGGUUCAUGUGGGUCAAACACUAAUUGUGUUGUCAUCAAUCAUAAAGCAGUCUGUCAUUGUCGUGAGAGCUAUACUGGCGAUCCUUUCAGUGGAUGUUACUUUAUAGUAACCGUACCGAGUGAAGAAGAAACAAAUCCAUGUAAUCCGUCACCAUGUGGUCCAAACGCUCUAUGUAAAGAACGAAAUUCUGCUGGAUCAUGUACUUGUAUACCUGAUUACUUUGGAGAUCCGUACUUAGGAUGUAGACCCGAAUGUGUCACAAAUAACGACUGCACCUUCGACAAAGCCUGUUCGAAUAACAAGUGCGUAGACCCGUGUCAAGGAGCUUGUGGCAUAAACUCGCAAUGUACAGUAGCACACCAUAAUCCAGUUUGUCUUUGCGUAGAUGGUUAUGAAGGCAAUCCUGCGGUAUCUUGUCAUCCACAGCGUAAACCUCCACUUGCGGAUACAAAUCCUUGCAUACCUUCGCCUUGUGGACCUUAUAGUCAUUGUAAAGUGGUCGAUGACCACGGAGUGUGUUCAUGCCAAGAGGGAUAUAUUGGAUCGCCUCCUGCAUGUAGACCGGAGUGUGUAACAAGUACAGAUUGUCCGCAAAAUCAGGCAUGCAUUCGACAAAAGUGUAAGGAUCCAUGUCCUGGAACUUGCGGCACAAAUGCACGAUGCUUAGUGAUAAACCAUAAUCCAAUUUGUACGUGCAAACCUGGUUUUACUGGAGAUCCGUUCAAUUUCUGUCAAUUAGAACAAAAACCUAUCAUAGAGGGGCCUAAAGGAAACCCAUGCAUUCCUUCGCCAUGCGGUCCAUAUUCUCAAUGUAAAAUAAUCGCAGAUGCGCCUGCAUGUUCAUGCUUGCCCAAUUAUCUUGGUGUUGCACCAAACUGUAGACCUGAAUGCUCGAUAAAUGCUGAAUGUCCGGGUAGUCUUGCAUGUCAAAAUGAAAAAUGUGUGGACCCAUGUCCUGGGUCUUGUGGUUUUAACGCUGAAUGCUCCGUAGCAAAUCACGUAGCAUUAUGUAACUGUAUACCCGGUUACUCUGGUGAUCCAUUCAGUGGAUGUUCAUUAUUUCAACAUAUACCAGAACCCCCACCCAAUCCAUGCAGUCCUUCUCCAUGUGGAGCUAAUGCUAUUUGCAAGGAAAGGAAUGGAGUAGGCUCUUGUACUUGUUUACCAGAAUAUUUCGGAGAUCCAUACACUGGUUGUCGUCCAGAAUGUGUUUCUAAUUCUGACUGCGACCGUAAUAAGGCUUGUUCAAAUAACAGAUGUAAAGAUCCUUGCCCUGGUACUUGUGGUAUUAACGCUGAAUGUAGAACAGUAAACCAUUCUCCAACCUGCUCUUGCUUAACGGGAUACACCGGAGAUCCUUUAGUGAAGUGUGACUUUGAAACUAUAACGGAAAAGAAUGAACCAGUUCAGAAUCCAUGCAAACCAUCGCCUUGCGGCCCCAACAGUCUUUGCAAAGUUGUGAACGGUCAUAGCGUUUGCACUUGUGAUACUGGUUAUAUUGGCACACCACCCUCUUGUCGUCCAGAAUGUCUUGUGAGUGUGGAAUGUUCCCAAGAUAAAGCAUGUAUAGCGAAAAAAUGUCUGGAUCCGUGUCCCAAUACCUGUGGCCUCAAUGCUCGUUGUCAAGUAAUCAAUCACAAUCCUGUAUGCAGCUGUACGCCUGGAUUUACGGGAGAUCCGUUCACUAAGUGUAAUCCUGAAGAACGAAUGGUACAAUCAAAUCCAUGUCAACCAUCACCAUGCGGACCGAACGCAGAAUGUCGAGUAAUCGGUGAUCAAGCAGCUUGUUCUUGUUUACCGAAUUAUAUUGGAAGAGUACCAAACUGUAGACCUGAAUGUACGAUAGAUGCUGAAUGUCCUAGCAACGCGGCUUGUAUCAAUGAGCGUUGUAAAGAUCCUUGCGAGCGUGCAUGUGGUGUAAAUGCCAUGUGCUUAACUGUAAAUCACAAACCGAUUUGUUCUUGCCAGCAAGGUUUUACAGGUGACGCAUCUAUAAGUUGUGAUCAACUUAUCAUAUCAUCAACCGAAAUGACGCCGACAUCAAGUCCAUGUACUCCAUCACCCUGCGGGCCUAAUGCUGAAUGCAGAGAACAUAACGGAGCCGGAGCAUGUGUUUGCUCCGAGGGCUAUGAAGGAGAUCCGUAUAGUCCACAAGGAUGUCGAAGGGAAUGCGAGAGUAAUGAUGAAUGUGCACCUAAUCUAGCUUGCACCCGAUAUAAGUGCAUUGACCCAUGUCCAAGAACAUGUGGACAGUUGGCGCAAUGUAUAGUAGAAAAUCAUGCACCAGUUUGCAGUUGUCCUCGUGGUUAUACUGGAGAUCCAUUCUUUCAGUGCAAACAAAUAUUAAUGGACCCAUCCCCUCCGAAGAACCCUUGUGAACCAACACCUUGCGGCCCCAACAGUCAAUGUAGACAAGUAAACAUGCAAGCUGUAUGUUCUUGUCUUCCAAAUUAUAUUGGAUCUCCACCAUCAUGCAGACCACAAUGUGUUGUAAACAGCGAAUGUGACACAUCGAAAGCUUGCAUUAAUCAAAAGUGUGACGAUCCCUGUCCAAACACGUGCGGACUUAGAGCUCAUUGUUUGGUUAAAAACCACAAUCCGAUUUGUACUUGUCCAGUGGGAAUGACAGGGGAUCCAUUUACACAAUGUUAUCAGAUUCCGCCUACAACUGAACGACCUCCAACAUGUACUCCAUCUCCAUGCGGACCACAUUCUCGAUGUCAGUUGCUAGCCAGUGGACCAGCCUGCUCUUGUUUACCAGGAUAUGUGGGUUCACCACCUUCGUGUCGUCCCGAAUGUACAAUUAAUUCUGAAUGUCCUGCUUCAUUAGCUUGUGUGCGUCAGAAAUGUGAAGAUCCAUGCCCUGGCUCAUGUGGAGUAGAUGCAAAUUGCCAUGUUCUAAAUCACGUUGCCAUAUGUGUUUGCAAUGAAGGUUUCACCGGUGAUCCAUUUUCAAGAUGUCUACCAAUAAGUGGAACACCUACAACGCCAGAACCAUCAGAUCCAUGUAAUCCCUCACCAUGCGGGCCAAAUGCUCGUUGUGAUAACGGAUUCUGUACAUGUUUACCAGACUAUAGUGGAAACCCUUAUGAAUCAUGCCGACCUGAAUGUACCGGCAGUCAAGAAUGUCCUAGGGAUAAGGCCUGCUUUAGAAACAAAUGUCGGGACCCCUGCCCUGGAGUGUGCGGGCUUAAUGCUAAAUGUGAUGUUAUAAACCACAUUCCGACUUGUUCAUGUAUAUCAGACUUUACUGGAAAUCCAUUUACACACUGUAACAGAAUAGAAGGAAAACAAACUGAUAAACCAAGAGACCCCUGCCAUCCUUCGCCUUGUGGACCGAACAGUGUCUGUAAAACUGUUGAUAACGCUGCAGUGUGCGCCUGUUUAGAAUCUUUCCAAGGAACACCGCCAGCUUGUAGACCUGAAUGUAUUGUUAGUUCAGAAUGUCCAUCAACCAAAGCUUGUGUUAAUCAAAAAUGUAUAAAUCCCUGUAUAAACGCUUGCGGCGUGUCAGCACGCUGUGAAGUUAUAAAUCAUAGCCCUAUAUGCAGUUGCAGUCCUGAACAAACAGGAGAUCCUUUCAAGAGCUGUUACGAUGUUGUAAACACACCACCUGAACCAAUCGAUGCAUGUAAUCCUUCUCCUUGCGGACCAAAUGCUCAGUGCAUCCAACGUAACGAAAAAGCCAAUUGUAGAUGUUUGGAGAAUUACAUUGGCCAGCCUCCUAAUUGUAGACCCGAAUGUGUUAUCAAUCCUGACUGUCCAUCUAAUCAAGCAUGCGUAAGAAAUAAAUGCAUUGACCCGUGUCCAGGUUCUUGUGGUAUUAAUGCUGAUUGUGUGAUAGUAAGUCACACAGUUUCAUGUAUCUGUAGAGAAAAAUAUACUGGAAAUCCCUUUAUGCAAUGUGUUCCACAAGAAGAAAUUGUCACGAAGCCUUGCGAUCCCUCACCUUGUGGUGCUAAUGCUCUGUGUACCCAAAGAGAAGGAGCUGGUUCCUGUUCAUGUUUGGAAGGCUAUCAAGGAAAUCCUUACGAAGGCUGCCGUCCCGAGUGUGUGCUCAGCUCAGAUUGUCCAGCUGAUAAAUCAUGUAUUAGAAAUAAGUGUGCAGACCCAUGCCCAGGAAUUUGUGGUACUAAUGCAGAAUGUAACGUCAUCAAUCACGUACCAAGCUGCGCAUGUCUUAAAGGAUACUCUGGAAAUCCAUUUACCCAAUGCUCUAAAGAUGAACCUAUAGAAUUUAGUCGACCAUGUCAACCAUCACCAUGUGGGCCUAAUAGUGUCUGCAGAGAAAAUGGAGGAUUAGCAUCUUGUGAAUGUCUACCAGAAUAUAUUGGUGCACCUCCAGACUGUCGACCAGAAUGUACCGUUAGUAAUGAAUGUCCAUCAGAUCGCGCAUGUCAUAAACUGAAAUGUGCGGAUCCUUGCAGAGGUACAUGCGGUAUAGGUGCACAUUGUCAAGUUGUUAAUCAUAGUCCAUUAUGCAGCUGCCCAGCUGGUACUUCUGGUGAUCCCUUCAAGAGAUGCUUUGAAACUGUACUUUAUGAACCAGGACAGCCGGUGCAACCAUGUCAACCAAAUCCUUGUGGCCCAUACAGUGAGUGUCGUGCUCUUAAUGAAAAUCCAUCAUGCUCUUGUAUGCAAGGAUAUGCAGGUGUACCUCCAAACUGUCACCCGGAAUGUCUUGUGAAUACGGACUGUCCUUCUCAUCAAGCGUGCAUCGCUGAAAAGUGCACAAAUCCUUGUGAAGGAUCAUGUGGAUUUAAAGCAGAAUGCCGAGUGCAAGACCAUAUUCCGAUUUGUAGUUGCCCAGUUGGAUAUUCCGGUGAUCCAUUCAUCCAAUGUUCUGAAGUUAUAGUUACACCAACACCUUCCCCAGAGCCUUGCAACCCAUCACCUUGCGGAAGUAAUGCUUUAUGUAAUGCUGGUCUCUGUACAUGUGCACAUGGUUAUUUCGGAGAUCCAUACGUCGGUUGUAGGCUUGAAUGCUCGACCAAUGGUGAAUGUUCACCUACGCGUACUUGUCAAGGAGGAAAAUGUGUUGAUCCAUGCCCGGGAGCUUGCGGUACUAAUGCUAUCUGCUCAAUCAACAAUCAUAUCCCGUCUUGUACUUGCCCACCGAAUACUUCCGGAGACCCGUUCACUUUCUGUACUGAAGUCGUUCACCAAGAUACACCUACUUCGGCGUGUUCUCCUUCGCCAUGUGGUCCAUACAGUGAAUGUUCCGUAAGCGCAAACGGUGCCGCUGCCUGCUCCUGUAAAUCAGGUCAUGUUGGGUCGCCUCCAUCUUGUAGACCUGAAUGCCUCGUUAGUGCGGAAUGCAAACUUCAACAAGCUUGUAUAGAUCGCCGUUGCCGUGACCCUUGUGAAGGUGCUUGUGGCCGAGGUGCGCGCUGCCAAGUAAUCGCACAUUCCCCGAUAUGUACCUGUAAUGAUGGUUUUACCGGAGACCCAUUCUCAUAUUGUUACCCGGCACCAGCCACCCCACCCACACCUAUUGACCCUUGCCAACCAUCACCAUGUGGACCAAAUUCGAUGUGCGUUAAUUCUGGUGAAACACCUGCGUGCAGUUGUCAUCCAGGAUUUAUAGGAACGCCACCAAACUGUCGACCUGAGUGUACAAUUAGUGCAGAAUGCCCUGCCACUCUGGCGUGUGUUGGACAAAAAUGUAAAAACCCGUGUGAACAAGCUUGCGGUCCACGUGCUCUCUGUUCGGUGGUUGAUCAUCGUGCAACCUGCGCUUGUGAACCCGGAUUAGAAGGUGACCCAUUCCAGGGUUGUUCUCCAGCACGAGCUCCGCCAAAGAUUGAAUAUUUAAAUCCUUGUGAACCUUCGCCUUGUGGCGCGAAUGCAGUGUGUAAAAUCCAAGGAAAUGCUGGUUCGUGCACUUGUUUGCCUGAAUAUUUUGGUGAUCCAUAUCAAGGAUGUAGACCAGAAUGCUUAACAGAUUCUGAUUGUCCACUGGUAUCAUCUUGCAGCAGAAACAAAUGCAUAAAUCCUUGUCUCGGUGCAUGUGGUGUUAAUACUGAAUGUUUCGUUAACAACCACAAGCCGAUGUGCAAUUGUAAGAGUGGUUUCACAGGAAAUCCAAUGACUAUAUGUUCCGCACUAAGAGAAAAUGAUGUUUACAUUGAAAAUGUUUGUAAUCCUUCACCGUGCGGUAACAAUGCAAUUUGUAAAAAUAUAAACGAACAGCCUGUGUGUUCCUGUUUGGCGAAUUUCAUUGGAUCUCCGCCAAAUUGUCGACCAGAAUGUAUUGUUAAUUCGGAAUGCAAACCUAGUAAAGCUUGUAUAAAUCAGAGGUGCAUCAAUCCGUGUCCAAAACCGUGCGGAAAAAACAGUGAAUGUAAGGUAAUCAACCACAGUCCCAUAUGCAGCUGCCGCCAAGGCUACAGUGGGAACCCAUUCACAAUGUGCAACCUAGUUCUUCAGACCUUACCAAGUGUAGUUGAAACGUCCAAUCCAUGCUCACCGUCGCCAUGCGGCCCAUACUCUGAAUGCCGUAACAACAACGGAUUAGCAAGCUGUUCUUGCUUAUCAACCUACAUUGGGUCUCCACCGUUUUGCAAACCAGAAUGUGUUGUUAACUCGGAUUGUCCGAGUAACUUGGGAUGCAUUUCAGAAAAAUGUAGAGAUCCUUGUGAGGGCUCAUGCGGCUUAUUUGCGAAAUGCUUCGUAAAUAACCACGUGCCGGUUUGUUUAUGCCCGGAAGGUUUUACGGGAGAUCCAUUCAGUCAAUGUGUGGAAAAGCCUGUGAAAGAAAUAACUCCAACUCUUCAAUUAGACCCAUGUCAACCAAGCCCUUGUGGACCUAAUACUGAGUGUAGGAAUGGUGUUUGUUCGUGUAUAAAUGGGUAUCACGGAGAUCCUAAUUUAGGUUGCCGACCUGAAUGCGUCUAUAAUGCCGACUGCCCCUCCGAUAAAGGUUGCCAGAAAAAUAAAUGUAUCAAUCCAUGUAUUGGCACCUGCGGAGUGAAUGCUAUUUGUGAUGUGAUGAACCAUAUUCCAAUGUGCUCUUGCCCCAAAGGAAUGGUCGGAAAUGCAUUUGUGGAGUGUAGAGCUGUUGCAGUGACAGCUACAAGCCCGUGUAGUCCAUCUCCUUGUGGACCUAAUAGUCAAUGUCAGCAAAGUAAUGGACAAGCAGUAUGUUCAUGUGUACCUGGAUAUAAAGGCAGUCCGCCUACUUGUAGACCUGAAUGCGUAGUCAGCCUGGAAUGUCCUCUUAAUCAAGCUUGCAACAACCAAAAAUGUCUUAAUCCUUGCAUUGGAGCUUGUGGCGCUGGAGCUGUUUGUGAUGUAAUUAAUCACAACCCAAUAUGCACCUGUCCUCCUUCGUUUACUGGAGACCCAUUUGUUAGAUGUUCAGUCAUAGUUGCGGUAGAACCAACGGUAAACCCGUGUGAGCCGUCACCUUGUGGUCCUAACUCUAUUUGUAAAAUAAGUGGAGAGAAUCCAAUUUGUGCUUGUUUACAAGAUUACAAAGGGACUCCUCCAAAUUGUCGUCCAGAGUGUAUCAGUAACAGUGAAUGCGAGUACCAUCUAGCCUGUCAAAAUAAAAAAUGCAUUGAUCCGUGUCUUGGUACCUGCGGGUCUAACGCAGAAUGUAGAGUAGUUAGUCAUGCCCCAAAUUGUAUCUGUCAAGUAGGAUAUACUGGAGACCCUUUUGCUUACUGUAGUAUGUUAGCAGUAAUGGAUUACACAGAAAUUCUGACACCGUGCAGUCCUAGCCCCUGUGGCGCUAACGCUAUUUGUAGAGAACAAAAAGGAGUUGGAUCAUGUCAAUGUUUGGAUGGUUAUUCGGGCAAUCCCUAUGAAGGUUGUCGACCAGAAUGUGUCGUCAAUUCCGAUUGUCCUCUUAAUAAAGCUUGUUCGAGGAUGAAGUGCGUCGAUCCUUGUCCAGGAGUAUGUGGUUCAAAUGCUUUAUGCUUAGUUAACAAUCAUAUGCCAACAUGCAUUUGUCAGCCGGGAUAUACCGGAAAUCCGUUCGGAUAUUGUACUAUUAUGCAAGAACCUCAAGUAUUGGAAACAUAUCCUUGUAACCCUACGCCCUGUGGUGCCAACAGUCAGUGCAAAGAAAUAAAUGGACAAGCUGUAUGUUCCUGUUUACCUUCAUUUAGUGGUUCCCCACCGAACUGCCGACCAGAAUGUGUUGUAAGCUCGGAAUGCCCACCGGAUUUGUCUUGCAGUUCACAAAAAUGCAUUAAUCCCUGCGAAGGCGCAUGUGGAGAAAACGCUCGCUGUAAUGUUAUUAAUCACAGUCCUAUUUGUGUAUGCAAGCAAGGAUUAACUGGAAAUCCUUUCACAAGAUGCUAUCCAAUAACAGUUUCUAAACCGCCUCAAAAUAUACCAAUACAAGAUCCGUGCAUCUCUUCGCCAUGUGGACCAUACGCAGAAUGUAGAAAUAUAGAAAAUGCUCCAUCUUGCGCUUGUAAAUUGAAUUAUGUUGGAACUCCACCUAACUGUAGACCGGAGUGCACUAUAAACUCUGAAUGCUCUAGUAACCAAGCGUGUAUUAAUGAAAAGUGCCGCGACCCGUGUCUUGGUGCCUGUGGAAUUAAUGCUCAAUGCUCUGUAUUUAAUCAUGUCGCACAAUGUAGUUGCAUUGAACAACACACUGGAGAUCCUUUUACUCGUUGCUCACCUGCAAUAGAACAAGACGAAUUCUCGGAACGUGACCCGUGCAACCCGUCGCCCUGUGGAGCAAACGCAGAAUGCAAUAAUGGAAUUUGUACAUGUUUGCCUGAUUACCAAGGUGACCCGUAUUUUGGAUGCAGGCCUGAAUGUUUGCUCAACAACGACUGUCCUCAAGAAAAGGCUUGUGUGAAGAAAAAAUGCGUGGACCCAUGCUUUAAUACGUGUGGCACUGACGCAAUUUGCAACGUGUAUAAUCACCUGCCAAUGUGCUCGUGUCCAAAUGGAUUUACAGGAAAUGCUUUUCUACAAUGUCGACCUAUAAAGAAUAUUGAAGAAAUAAACCCAUGUAGUCCUUCGCCUUGUGGUCCAAAUAGUCAGUGCCGAGAAGUUAACGGACAAGCGAUUUGCUCCUGUUUCCCCGGAUUUUUCGGAGCUCCUCCAACUUGCAGACCAGAAUGCAUAUCGAGUGCUGAAUGUGCAUUGAACAAAGCUUGUUCUAAUCAACGUUGUAUUGAUCCUUGCAAAGGAAAUUGUGGUACAGCGGCCAUAUGUCAAGUUAUUAACCACAAUCCUAUAUGCUCGUGUCCACAUGGAUUCACUGGCGAUCCAUUUUCGAGAUGUUCUGUUCAAGAAGAAGAAAUACCUCAAUAUGUAAAUCCUUGUGAGCCAUCACCUUGUGGACCGAACUCGAUUUGCAAAGAAGUUGGUAACUCGCCAUCUUGCGCUUGCUUGGAAACAUACUUAGGCCAUCCACCAAAUUGUCGACCAGAAUGUAUCGCCAAUUCAGAAUGUCCCAAUAGUAUGGCAUGUAUGAAUCAAAAAUGCAAGGAUCCAUGCCCCGGUUCUUGCGGAUCUAAUGCAGAAUGUAAGGUUGUGAGUCACGCGCCGCAGUGUAUUUGUUCCCCUGGUUAUACAGGAGAUCCAUUCAUAGCUUGUUUAUUGCAAGACAUACCUUUGACGCCAUGUCAACCUUCACCUUGUGGUCCGAAUGCAAUAUGUAAGCAGCAAGGAAAUGCCGGCGCUUGUGUAUGUUUACCAGAAUAUUUAGGAAAUCCAUACGAGGGCUGUCGUCCAGAAUGUAUAGUUAAUUCUGACUGUGCAACCAAUCUAGCAUGUAUUCAAAACAAAUGUAAAAAUCCAUGUAACAGCGCUUGUGGCCUCAACGCGAUAUGUAAUGUCAUAAAUCAUUCACCAAAAUGUGAGUGUUUGCCGGGAUUAACUGGAAAUCCAUACCAAAACUGCUAUGAGCAAAGCGCAGAUACUCCUUCGGUUACGAAAAAUCCUUGUACGCCUUCGCCGUGUGGUCCCAACAGUAUAUGCAAGAUUAAUAAUGAACAGGCUGUGUGCACUUGUCAACAAGAUUUCAUUGGAACACCACCAUCAUGCAAACCCGAAUGCGUGAUCAGCUCUGAAUGCUCGCAACAACAAGCUUGUAUUAAAAAAAAAUGCAGAAAUCCUUGUGAAGGUGUUUGCGGACAGAACUCUGAGUGCAAAGUUAUCAAUCAUAGUCCCAUUUGCACAUGUCGUGUACAUUACACCGGCGAUCCAUUUAAUGGUUGUUCUAAAAUUGUUGCUGCUGAGAUUAUUCCUCUGCCAACAAAUCCAUGUCUACCAUCUCCGUGUGGUCCAUUUGCACAAUGUCGUGAUAUAGGUGGAUCGCCUUCAUGUUCUUGUUUACCUCUCUAUAUUGGCCAACCUCCAAAUUGUAGACCAGAAUGUACUAUCAACACCGAUUGUCCUAGCGAUAAAUCGUGCAUCAAUGAAAGAUGCGUAGAUCCGUGCCCUGGGUCGUGUGGAAUCUACGCAGAAUGCAGAGUUCAAAAUCACGUUUCAAUCUGCACAUGUCUUGAGGGUUACACAGGAGAUCCCUUUAAUGCAUGUAUACUGAAACCACAAAAAGAUCCUGUUCCUUCUGAUCUUUGUAAUCCAUCACCUUGUGGACCAAAUGCCAUUUGCAAUGACGGGAUAUGUUCUUGUCUACCUGAAUUUCAAGGUGACCCGUACUUUGAAUGUCGUCCAGAGUGCACGAUAAGUUCAGAAUGUCCGAUGAAUAAAGCUUGUGUUCAAAAUCAUUGCGUGGAUCCAUGUCCGAAUACAUGUGGUACUAAUGCCAUUUGUCAAGCAAUAAAUCACAUGGCAGUGUGUACAUGUCCGGCAGGGAUGUCUGGCAACGCAUUUAUACAAUGCAACCCUAUAAAAGAAUUUUCCAUUGUAAACCCAUGUCAACCAAGCCCGUGUGGAGCAAAUAGUCAAUGCCGAGAAUUAAAUGGUCAAGCAAUAUGUACAUGCUUACCGGGAUAUCGCGGUACUGCGCCUUAUUGUCGCCCAGAAUGUGUGGCAAGCUCUGAAUGCCCAUCGGACAAAGCCUGUAGCAAUCAGAAAUGUAUUAACCCAUGCCAGGGAACUUGUGGGGUUGCAGCCCAAUGUCAAGUAAUACAUCACAACCCCAUUUGUACGUGUUCUACAGGUUUUACGGGAGAUCCAUUUACACGAUGUACUGCUACGCCUCUCGAGUUACCUACGGCCCCUAUAAACCCUUGUCAACCAUCACCGUGUGGUCCUAAUUCAAUUUGUCAAGAAAACGGCAGCCAAAUACCUUCUUGUCAGUGUAUGCCCGAAUACAUUGGUGCACCGCCGAAUUGUCGUCCUGAAUGUCUCGCAAACAGUGAAUGUGCUCCUCAUUUAGCCUGUAUCAAUAAAAAAUGCCAAAAUCCAUGUGAAAAAGCAUGUGGUACAAACGCUGAGUGUCGAGUUGUGAGUCAUACAGCGGUCUGCAUUUGUCCAGAAGGAUAUAGCGGUGAUGCAGCAAUUCAGUGUUCACAAAAUGCUGUUGUUCCAUUCGAAACACUUUCAGCUUGUGAACCUUCACCUUGUGGAGCAAACGCAGAGUGUAUAGAACGGGCUAGUGCAGGUGCUUGCAUUUGCCGAAAAGGAUAUAUCGGAAAUCCAUAUGACGGCUGUCAUCCAGAAUGUGUUGUAAGUUCGGACUGUCCGAGUAACAAGGCUUGCACAAGAAAUAAGUGUAUAGAUCCAUGUCCUGGUACAUGUGCAUCGAACGCUAAUUGCCAAGUUGUUAACCAUUCGCCUCUUUGUACAUGUAAAACGGGAUACAUUGGAGAUCCAUUCACCGCAUGCAAACUCGAACCUCAACUUGAUUUACCAGUUAAUCCGUGUCAGCCAUCUCCUUGUGGACCAAACAGUCAAUGCAAGGUUUCGAAUGGCCUGAGCAUUUGCUCAUGUUUACCAGAGUACAGCGGAUCCCCUCCAAAUUGUAGACCAGAAUGUGUUGUGAGCGCAGAAUGUCCUUCAGAAAAAACAUGCAGAAACAAAAAAUGUGUGUCACCAUGUCCCGACCCUUGCGGUCAAAACACGAACUGCAAAGUUAUUAAUCACAGUCCAAUAUGCUCUUGCCAAAGCGGAUACACUGGAGACCCAUUCUCACGUUGUUACCGUGUAACUACCACGGAACUUACACCUCAACAACAAAGAGACCCUUGUGUGCCUUCCCCUUGUGGGCCGAACUCCUAUUGUCAAGACCUAAGAGGUAUUCCCUCGUGUUCUUGUUUACCCAACUUCGAAGGGAAUCCGCCUAACUGCAGACCUGAGUGUACUAUCAAUGAAGACUGUGCCAGUAAUUUAGCGUGCAUAAAUCAAAAAUGUAAAGAUCCAUGCCCUGGUUCAUGUGGUAUUAAUGCUAACUGUCAGACUCAAAAUCAUAUAGCGAUCUGUUCAUGUAUCGAAAGCUUUACCGGAGAUGCUUUCACGCAAUGCAAACCAAUACCAUUUAUAGAAGAAAGUGAUCCCUGUAAUCCAUCUCCAUGUGGUAUAAAUGCUGAGUGCUCAAACGGAAAAUGUACCUGCUUUGAGGAGUACCAAGGUGAUCCAUACACUGGUUGCCGACCGGAGUGCUUGGAAAGUUCAGAAUGUGAACGGGAUAAAGCUUGCAUUAAAAAUAAAUGUAAAGAUCCGUGUCCAGGAACCUGCGCGUCGAAUGCUGAAUGUAAUGUCAUCAAUCACAUACCUAUGUGUAGCUGUCCUGAACGAAUGACUGGCAAUGCAUUUGUAGAGUGCCGUCCAAUAAUAGAAGCAAUUAUAACAAAUCCUUGUGAACCAUCACCUUGCGGGCCUAAUAGUCGCUGCAGAGAUGUGAAUAAUCAAGCUGUUUGUUCAUGUGCACCAAAUAACAUAGGUUCUCCGCCGUCAUGUCGUCCUGAAUGUACAAUUAGUUCUGAAUGUCCUCUCAAUCAGGCCUGCAGUAAUCAACGUUGUGUGGAUCCUUGCGUCGGUUCAUGUGGUGUUAAUGCAGAAUGCAAAGUUGUAAAUCAUAAUCCAAUUUGUUCGUGUCCAACAUUUUACACAGGAGACCCAUUCUCAAGAUGUAUGAGGCAACCUGAACGUCUUCCUGAGCCAACUAAUCCGUGCGCACCAUCACCAUGUGGUCCAAACUCGGUUUGUCGAGAAGUAAACGGGGCGCCAUCGUGUAUUUGUUUAGAAGGAUUCAAGGGUCAACCUCCCUAUUGCAAGCCCGAAUGUAGUAGUAAUGAAGAAUGUUCUCCACACUUGUCUUGUAUUCGCAAUAAAUGUAAAAAUCCCUGUGAAAACGUAUGCGCUGUAAACGCUGAAUGUAAAGUUGUGAGCCAUUCGCCGGUUUGCGUGUGCCAAUAUGGUUUUACUGGCGACCCAUUCUUCGAAUGUAUUCAAGAACCCUUAUAUACAGAACCUAUCACAUCUCCCUGUUCGCCAUCACCUUGUGGAGCUAAUGCUAUCUGUAAAGAACGUGACAACGCAGGGUCCUGUUCAUGUAUCGAUGGUUACAUGGGUAAUCCAUAUGAAGGAUGUAGACCUGAAUGUGUAGUUAAUACUGAUUGCCCGUCAAACAGAGCCUGUGUUAAUUAUAAAUGCAAUGAUCCGUGUCCAGGAAGUUGUGGUACCAAUGCGGAAUGUCAGACUGUUAAUCAUGUGCCCUUAUGUACUUGUAUUAAUGGCUAUACUGGUGAUCCAUUUAGAUACUGUGUUUAUCAAGAUUCUCCAGUACUAGCUCCGGUUGACGUAUGUAACCCUUCGCCGUGUGGACCUAACAGCCAAUGUAGAACUAUUAACGGCCAAGCUGUGUGUUCCUGUUUGAUAGAAUAUGUUGGAUCUCCACCUAAUUGUCGGCCAGAAUGCAUAGUCAGCUCUGAGUGUUCGCACGACAAAGCAUGCGUCAACAAUAAGUGUGUAAAUCCUUGUCCUAAACCAUGCGGAGUCAAUGCUGACUGUAAAAUGAUUAAUCACAGUCCAAUUUGUUCAUGUAAAAAUGCUUACACUGGAGAUCCAUUUACUGUUUGCACCGCAAUAAAACAUGAACCUGUACCAGAUACGAGCGAUCCUUGCGUACCCUCCCCAUGUGGACCAUAUUCGCAGUGUCGAAACAUUGGAAACAAUCCGUCAUGUUCUUGUCUUCCAACGUAUACAGGCAGUCCACCUAACUGUAGACCAGAAUGUAUUAUACAUUCUGAUUGCCCUGGUGAUCGAGCAUGUAUUGGUUCCAAAUGUCUAGAUCCUUGUCCAGGAUCAUGUGGUAUUUCAGCUACCUGUAACGUUCAAAAUCACAUACCAAUUUGUACGUGCAUUGAGGGAUACAUAGGUGAUCCAUUCACCGAUUGUAAACCUAAACCCUUAGAAGUUGAACCAAGUGUGACAGAUGCUUGUACAAACAUAAGAUGCGGUUCCAAUGCUGAAUGCAUUAACGGUCAAUGUCAAUGCUUCCCGGAAUACCACGGUGAUCCUUACUUUAGUUGUCGACCAGAAUGUGUGUUUAGCAGCGACUGUGAUGAAACCAAAGCCUGUAUACUAAAGAAAUGUGUGGAUCCUUGCAUUGGAGCUUGCGGACAGAAUGCUAUUUGUCAAGUUUUCAAUCACAUUCCGAUGUGUAGUUGUAAUAAUGGCUUCACUGGUAAUGCGUUUGUCAGGUGCAAUGCGGUCAGAGAACCGACUAUCAAACAUCCUUGCAGUACAGCGGUAUGUGGUCCAAAUAGCCAAUGCCGAGAGGUACAUGAUCAAGCAGUUUGUUCUUGUUUACCAUCGUAUUUGGGCACACCGCCCGCUUGCAGACCCGAAUGUGUAGUUAACGCUGAAUGCCCACAAAAUCAAGCUUGUAUGAAACAAAAAUGUAUUAACCCAUGCGCUGGUACAUGCGGUUCGAGAGCAUCGUGCGAUGUCAUCAAUCAUAACCCCAUUUGUACUUGUCCUGCUGGUUAUUCUGGGGAUCCAUUUGUAGAAUGCAAAAUUUUAUACAAUACACCACCUGUUGUUAUUGACCCAUGUCAACCAUCACCCUGCGGACCUAAUUCUAUUUGUGAAGUCAAAAAUAACAAUCCAUCCUGUACAUGCAAAGAAGAAUACAAUGGACAACCUCCAUACUGUAAACCAGAAUGUAUAAGUAACAGCGAAUGUGCACCACAUCUUGCAUGCAUCAAACAAAAAUGUAGAGAUCCUUGUAUAAAAGCGUGCGGAACAAACGCAGAGUGUCGUGUUGUCAGCCAUUCGGCUAUGUGUAUUUGUCCACAAGGAUAUUUAGGUGACCCCUUCGUUCAAUGCUCUGUUAAAAUUGAAGAUGAAAUUCUUGCUCCAUGUUCUCCAUCACCUUGUGGACCUAAUGCGAUUUGCCGUGAACAUCACAACAUUGGUGCGUGCAUUUGCAAUGACGGCUACUUCGGCAAUCCUUAUGAAGGAUGUCGUCCUGAAUGUAUUUCUAACUCCGACUGCCCAGGCGACAGAGCUUGUAUCGGUAACAAAUGUCAAGAUCCAUGUCCAGGAACGUGUGGUAUUAACUCUGAAUGCACAACAGUAUAUCAUUCACCAACUUGCACAUGUAUUCAGGGUUACACUGGAGAUGCUCUCCGUCGCUGCAAUCCUAUUUUGCCUCAAGAAAAUAUUCAAGAAAACCUUUGUAUUCCAAAUCCAUGUGGACCACAUAGUCAGUGUCGAGAAAUUAACGGUCAGGCAGUUUGUAGCUGUUUGUCCAAUUAUAUUGGAGAGCCCCCCUCAUGCAAACCUGAAUGCAUUUUAAAUUCAGAUUGUAACUCUAACAAGGCCUGCGUUAAUCAUAAAUGUAUUAAUCCUUGUCCGGGACCAUGUGGCGAAAAAGCUGAAUGCAAAGUGUUUAAUCAUAAUCCUAUCUGCAGCUGUCAUUCAGGUUUCACAGGAGAUCCUUUCACGCGAUGCUAUCCAAAACCAGUAAUACAAACCAUGUACGAGGAAAGAAACGACCCAUGCGUACCUUCGCCUUGUGGUCCACUCUCAAUAUGUAGAAAUGUCGGUGAUCAGCCUUCCUGUUCCUGUGCUCCCGGCUACAUCGGUAGUCCUCCAAAUUGUCGCCCUGAAUGUGUUACAAAUCAAGAAUGUCAAAGUUCACUGGCUUGCAUCAACGAAAAGUGCAAAGAUCCUUGUCCAGGUUCUUGUGGUCAAAAUGCGAAAUGUUCAGUUAUAGAACACGUAUCUAUUUGCACCUGUCUGGAAGGCUAUAAGGGUGAUCCGUUUACUUCAUGUGCACCGCAACCAAUACAAGACCUGGUUCCAGCUGAUCUUUGUAAUCCAUCUCCUUGCGGAUCAAAUGCCGAAUGCAAUAACGGGGAAUGCUCAUGUUUACCCGAUUACAGAGGUGAUCCCUAUCUGGGAUGUCGACCUGAAUGCACGAUCAGUUCAGAUUGUCAAAAGAAUCAAAUAUGUGCUAAAAAGAAGUGUUUCAAUCCGUGUCCUGACACGUGUGGUCAGAAUGCUAUUUGUGAAGUCAUUAAUCACGUGCCUAUGUGCAGUUGCCCUGCAGGAUUUACUGGAAACUCUUUUGUUACUUGCAAUGCUAUUCAAGUACCCAUAGCGGUUAACCCUUGCAAUCCAAGUCCUUGUGGACCGAACAGCCAGUGCAAAGAAAUUAAGAAUGUCGCUGUAUGCUCUUGUAUACCAGGCUUUUCAGGAAACCCACCUACUUGCAGGCCUGAGUGUACCACAAGUGCAGAGUGCUCUUUAGAUAAAGCUUGCAAUAACUAUAAAUGCAUCAACCCAUGUAAUGGUGCUUGUGGCAUUGGAGCAUUUUGUCAAGUGGUAAAUCACAAUCCAAUAUGUUCGUGUCCAAACGAAUAUACGGGAGAUCCAUUUACUAGAUGUGUACUGAAACCUGCAGAAAUACAACCGCAAGUUAAUCCGUGCUCACCUUCGCCUUGUGGACCAAACUCAAUAUGCCAAAAUAAUAAUGAUUCUCCCUCAUGUUCCUGCCUACCGGAAUAUACUGGAGUACCCCCGAAUUGCCGUCCGGAAUGUACAAGUAAUAGUGAAUGUGGAAACCAUUUGGCGUGUAUCAACAAUAAAUGUGGAGACCCUUGUGUCGGCGCUUGUGGACAAAAUGCUGAAUGCCGAGUAGUCAGCCACACGCCGAACUGUGUCUGCCCGUCAGGCUUUAUUGGAGAUCCAUUUAUACAAUGUUCAAUACAAGAAAUUUUACAUGAAAAUAUCACUCCGUGUGUCCCGUCGCCUUGUGGAAGCAAUGCUUUAUGUAAAGAACGCAACAAUGCUGGUUCGUGUGUUUGCUUACCUGGAUAUUUCGGGAAUCCAUAUGAAGGAUGCAGACCCGAAUGCAUAGUAAAUACUGACUGUCCUUCGAAUAGAAUUUGUCAACAAAAUAAAUGUCAAGAUCCAUGUCCAGGAACAUGCGCUGCAAAUGCUCAGUGCAACACAGUGAACCACGCUCCGAUAUGCACUUGUUUACCUGGCUUCACUGGAAAUCCUUUCCAAAGCUGUCUUAUCAUUCAAAACAUUGAAAUUGAAACGAACCCUUGCUCACCAAAUCCGUGCGGACCAAAUAGUAUAUGUAAACAAGUAAACGAACAAGCAGUUUGCACAUGUUUGGCAGAUUAUCGCGGCGCUCCUCCAAAUUGUAGGCCAGAAUGUGUAGUCAGUGCUGAAUGUCCAACAAAUAAAGCUUGUGUCUCCUUGAAAUGUCAAGAUCCAUGCAUAGGACAGUGUGGUCUUAACACGAAAUGUCAAGUUAUAAAUCAUAGUCCUAUAUGUUCAUGUAUAGAAAGGUUUACAGGUGAUCCUUUUAGCCGAUGUUUUGCUUUAGUAUCUAGCCCACCUACGCACGAGGAACAACCAAAGAAUCCAUGCUUACCAUCGCCUUGUGGACCAUUUAGUGAAUGCAGAGAUAUCGGAGGUAUAUCCUCAUGUAUUUGUUUGCCUAAUUACAUUGGGGCCCCUCCAAAUUGUCGCCCAGAGUGUACAAUUAAUGCUGAUUGUCCUAGUAAUUUGGCUUGUAUGAACCAGAGAUGCAAAGAUCCUUGUCCAGGCUCUUGUGGUUUAAACGCUCAAUGUUUUGUCAAGAAGCACAUGCCGAUUUGCACUUGUCUUGACAAUUAUGAAGGAGAUGCAUUUACUGAAUGUAAACUUCAAGAACAAAUUAAUGAUGAAAUAGAUUUGUGUAAUCCAUCACCCUGUGGUCCUAAUGCCAUUUGUAAUAACGGAGAGUGUACAUGCCUUCCUGAAUACCAAGGAGAUCCGUUCUUUGAAUGCAGGCCUGAAUGUGUACUGAAUUCCGAUUGUCCCCAAGACAAAGCUUGCCAAAAGAAUAAAUGUACAAACCCAUGUUUAAGCAACGCUUGUGCCGCUAAUGCGAUAUGCGAAGUUUUCAAUCAUGUUGCCAUGUGUAGAUGCCCAGAACGUAUGACAGGAAACGCAUUUGUUCUAUGCUCACACCUGGAAGUUGUCAAACCACAGCCAUGUCAACCAAGUCCUUGUGGUCCUAACAGUCAAUGCCGUGAAAUUAAUGGGCAAGCUAUAUGUGCUUGUUUCAUUGGGUUUGUUGGAAGUCCUCCAUCUUGUAGGCCUGAAUGUACAGUGAGCACUGAUUGUUCUCCCAACGAAGCCUGCAGCAAUCAAAAAUGUAUCAACCCAUGCCAAGGAACUUGUGGAGUGAACGCACAAUGCCAAGUUAUUAAUCAUAAUCCUAUUUGCUCAUGUCCAUCUUCUCUGACUGGAAAUCCAUUUGUAAGAUGCUUUGUGCAAGAGUUUAAGCCUGAGUAUAGUGAUCCGUGCACACCAUCACCUUGUGGACCAAACUCUAUGUGCCAAGAAAUUUCUGGAGCGCCGUCAUGUUCCUGUCUUGAUGAAUAUAUUGGAAAACCACCUUACUGUAAACCUGAAUGUAUCAGUAAUACUGAAUGCCCACUACACUUGGCUUGCAUUAACCAGAAGUGUAAAGACCCUUGCCCAGGUUCUUGCGGAUUAAACACGCAAUGUCAUGUAGUAAGUCACUCUCCAACCUGUUCUUGUGAUUUAGAAUAUACAGGAAAUCCAUUCAUAGAAUGUCACCGCAUACAAAUAAUAUCUGAAGCAACAACUCCAUGUCAACCUUCACCCUGUGGUGCAAAUACUAUUUGUAAAGAAUUCAAUGGUGCUGGUUCAUGCGUGUGUUUGGAAGAAUAUUUUGGAAAUCCUUAUGAAGGUUGUAAACCAGAAUGCAUAAUUAAUACGGAUUGUCCUUCAAACAAAGCUUGUCUGCAAAACAAAUGUCAAGACCCUUGUCCAAGUGCAUGCGCACCGAAUGCAGUAUGCCAAGUAGUGAACCAUAACCCAUCUUGCUCGUGCGAACGAGGAUAUACUGGAGAUCCCUUCCGAUACUGUACACCAGAACAAAUUUUGGAAACGCCAAUUAACGUAUGUCAGCCCUCACCGUGCGGGCCGAAUAGUAGAUGUCAAGAAGUCAACAAACAAGCUGUAUGUUCUUGUCUACCAAAUUACGUUGGGUCUCCUCCUGGUUGUCACCCCGAAUGUGUAACUAAUGGAGAAUGUCCUAGAGACAUGGCUUGCAUUAAUCAGAAAUGCGGUAACCCCUGCCUGGAUGCCUGUGGAAUCAAUGCAGAAUGCAGGGUUAUAAAUCAUAAUCCAAUCUGCCAAUGCACAAUGCAUUAUACUGGAGAUCCAUUCACAAGAUGUAAUCCUAUACCCCCUCCAGUUGCUAAUGCUGAUUUAGAACCAUACAGAAAUCCCUGCGUUCCGUCACCCUGUGGGCCAAAUUCCAUAUGUCACGAAAUAGGAAACAUUCCCUCCUGCGCUUGUAUGGAUAAUUAUAUAGGAAAUCCACCGAACUGUAGGCCAGAGUGUAUAGUAAAUUCGGAAUGUCCAACAUCAUUAGCUUGUAUACAACAAAAAUGUAAAGACCCCUGUAAAGGAUCAUGCGGAUUAGGUGCCAUUUGUACGGUUUCUCGUCAUACACCGAUUUGUGUGUGUCCUGAUGGCUAUAUUGGAGAUGCCUUUACCAUAUGCCAGCCAAAACGACCAGAAGCAGAUAUUGUUGAUAAAUGCAAUCCGUCACCGUGCGGUUCCAAUGCCAUUUGUUCUGAUGGUGUUUGUAGUUGCAUAGAAGAACACCAAGGAGAUCCAUAUAUUGGAUGCAGACCUGAAUGUGUUCUUAGUACUGAUUGUCCUAGAGAUAAAGCUUGUGUUAAAAAUAAAUGCAUAAAUCCAUGCAUAGACACAUGUGCUUCUAAUGCCAUAUGUGACGUGAUAAACCACACGCCAAUGUGCAGUUGUCCUCAAGGCAUGACUGGAAAUGCUUUCUACUCUUGUGAUUUCAUAAAAGUGCCUGUUGUGACAAAUCCUUGCCUUCCAUCACCUUGUGGUCCGAACAGUCAAUGUCGUGAAAUAAAUGGGCAGGCUGUAUGUACCUGCAUCCAAGGUUAUAUUGGCAGCCCUCCUUUAUGUAGGCCAGAAUGUGUUGUGAGUUCAGACUGUCCUUCUGACAAAGCGUGCAGCAACCAAAAAUGUAUUAACCCAUGCGAUGGAUCUUGUGGAAUAGAAGCAAAAUGCAUGGUAGUUAAACACAACCCAAUUUGUACCUGUCCAAAUAAAUACACUGGAGAUCCGUUUACAAGAUGCGUGCCAUUUAGAGUACCUACAGCGGACGUGACGCCUUGUACGCCAUCUCCAUGUGGUCAAAAUUCAAUUUGCAAAGAAGUAUCUGGAACUCCAUCUUGCACGUGCAUGCCAGAUUUCUUUGGUACACCGCCAUAUUGCAAACCUGAAUGCACUAGUAACAAUGAAUGUCCCGUUAACAAAGCUUGCAUAAAUCAAAAAUGUGCUGAUCCUUGUACCAGCGCAUGUGGACUUAAUGCUCUAUGUAGGACAAUAAGUCAUACGCCGACCUGUUUUUGUGAUAACGGUUAUACUGGUGAUCCAUUUACGAGAUGCUUUAUUGAAGAAAUUUUAUACGAACAUUCGUCACCAUGCGAACCCUCACCGUGCGGACCUAAUGCUUUAUGCAAAGAACAUAAUUCAGCCGGAUCGUGUGUUUGUUUACCCGAUUAUAUUGGCAAUCCGUAUGAAGGGUGCAGACCAGAAUGUACGAUUAAUACUGACUGUGAACCUAGCAAGAGUUGUAUUCGCAACAAAUGCCAAGACCCAUGUCCAGGAACAUGUGGAGCAUUAGCAACGUGUGCUGUUGUAAAUCAUUUACCAACUUGCUCGUGUCUGGAAGGUUACACCGGAGAUCCGUAUAGAAGAUGUGAUAUUAUGCAAGUUCCAACAGCUAUAUCGAUCACGCCGUGCGUGCCUAAUCCAUGUGGCCCGAACAGUAUCUGCCACACAGUUAAUAAUCAGAGCGCAUGUUCAUGUAUGCCUGAAUACGUGGGAUCACCGCCUGGUUGCAGACCAGAAUGUACAGUUAGCUCGGAAUGUCCACAGAAUAGAGCAUGUAUCAAUUUAAAAUGCACAGACCCUUGUCCAAGUCAUUGUGGAAUAAAUUCCCAAUGUAAAGUCAUAAACCAUAGUCCUAUUUGUACUUGUAAACUAGGAUUCCUCGGAGACCCAUUCACAAGAUGUUAUCCUCAACCUGAAGAUAUACCAGUUACUAAGAAUCCGUGUUUGCCAAAUCCUUGCGGUGAUAACGCUAUUUGUAGAGAAAUAAACGGUUCGCCGUCUUGUGCAUGCAUACCGAAUUUCCUAGGAAUUCCACCAAAUUGUCGACCAGAAUGUGCUAUAAAUGAAGACUGUCCUUCUGACAAAGCCUGUUUCAAUAUGAAAUGUGGAGAUCCCUGUCCCGGAAGCUGUGGCCAAAACGCUGAGUGCUCAGUGUUCAAUCAUGUUCCAUCCUGUGCUUGUAUCCAAGGAUAUACCGGAAAUCCAUUUUCGGCUUGUUUCCUGAUGAAACCUAUUCAAGAUGAAAUACCAAAAGAUCCUUGCUAUCCGUCUCCGUGCGGAUUCAAUGCCCAAUGCAAUGAUGGAAUUUGUACAUGUUUAGAAGAGUACUUCGGUGAUCCUUACUUAGGUUGCAAGCCCGAAUGCGUGAUAAAUUCAGAUUGUCCCCUGAACAAAGUAUGUUCAAAGAACAAAUGUAUGAAUCCUUGUCCCGGAACAUGUGCACCUACUGCCCAGUGCAGUGUUUAUAACCACAUACCAAUUUGUACUUGUCCCGACGGUACAACGGGCAAUGCUUUUGUGGAAUGCCAUACUAUACAAGUUGUCCACGAGGAACCAUGCAAUCCGAGUCCGUGCGGACCAAGCAGUCAGUGUCGGUCUGUGAAUAACCAAGCAGUAUGCUCGUGCUUGCCAUCAUUCAUUGGAACUCCUCCAUCUUGUCGACCAGAAUGCAUAAUUAGCGCUGAAUGUCCUAGAAAUGAAGCGUGUAACAACCAUAAAUGCAUAAAUCCCUGUCAAGGUAGCUGCGGAUAUGGAGCUAAAUGUGAAGUUGUAAACCACAAUCCCAUAUGUUCUUGUCCACCACAGUAUACGGGUGAUCCGUUUACAAACUGCCAGCCGAUAGUGACAGCGCAAUUACCUCCUGUUGAUCCUUGCACGCCAUCACCCUGCGGUCCAUAUUCUAUAUGUAAAGUAAUCGCAGAAUCACCUUCUUGCACCUGUCAGCCGGAUUUCUCGGGAACGCCACCAAAUUGCCGUCCAGAGUGUGUCAGUAACUCAGAGUGCCCAAGCAGUCAGGCUUGUAUCAAUCAGAAAUGUAAAGAUCCGUGUCCAGGUAGCUGUGGUUAUAAUGCUGACUGCAAAGUUAUAAGUCAUGCAUUAGUUUGUUCUUGUCCAAAUGGUCAAACAGGAGAUCCACUUAUUUCAUGCAGUCCAAUACGGGAAACCUUCAUUGAAUACAGCACGCCGUGUGAGCCUUCGCCUUGCGGUCUAAACGCAGAAUGCACGCAGAAAGAUAACGCUGGCUCCUGUAAAUGCAUUGAUGGCUAUAUGGGAAAUCCAUACGAAGGAUGUAGGCCAGAGUGUGUUAUUAAUAGUGACUGCGCUCCUAUGUUGGCUUGUAUUCAAAACAAAUGUAAAAAUCCUUGUCCCGGAGUGUGUGCGCCAAACGCAAUUUGUCAAGUGGUUAAUCAUCUGCCAUCAUGUCACUGUCCACCUGGCUUAGCGGGUAAUGCGUAUCAAUACUGUGUUACUAAAGUUGAAGACGUUAAACCAACACCGUGUAGCCCAUCGCCAUGCGGUCCCAACAGUGAGUGUCGCGAAGUAAACUCACAAGCCGUAUGUAGUUGUCAAGCUGAUUUUAUGGGAACUCCUCCAAACUGUCGCCCCGAGUGCACCAUCAACAGUGAAUGCUCUGUUGUGAAAUCAUGUAUUAACCGAAAAUGUGUUGAUCCAUGCAUAGGACAAUGUGGUAGAAAUGCAAAUUGUAGAGUUAUUUCUCACAAUCCGAUUUGUUCUUGUCAAGAUCGAUUUACAGGAGAUCCGUUCACUAAUUGCGUCCCAAUUGCCAUAUCGAGUCUCGAAACGUAUCCUGAAGUUAACCCGUGUAUUCCAUCACCCUGUGGACCUAAUUCCAUUUGUCAAGAAGUAAAUGGAAAUGCCCGUUGUACUUGUGUACCUAAUUACAAAGGUUCUCCUCCCCGGUGCAGACCCGAGUGCACAAUAAACUCCGAAUGCAAUGCAGCAACGGCUUGCAUUAACAACAUGUGCUUGGACCCCUGUCCUGGGGCAUGUGGAAAUAAUGCUCAGUGUAUUGUAAACAACCAUUUGCCAAUAUGUUCGUGUUUGCCAGGAUAUACAGGAAAUCCAUUCAGUAGCUGUUUCCUGAAACAAGAAGAACAUGUUGACCUAUGUUCUCCCUCACCGUGCGGUUCAAAUGCUAUUUGCGAAGAUGGACUGUGCACUUGUAUACCAGAAUAUCAUGGUGAUCCAUAUUUCGGAUGUAAGCCAGAAUGUGUCCUAAAUUCGGACUGUGCUAGGGACAAGGCAUGUAUUAAUAGUAAAUGCAAAGAUCCAUGUAUUGGAACUUGUGGAACAGACGCAAUUUGUGAAACUAUUAAUCACAUUCCCAUGUGCUCAUGUCCAUCUGGUUUUACUGGUUCGCCUUUCAGUUAUUGCACACAAAUUUUAGAGCUACCCACGCCUGUCAAUCUUUGUGUACCGUCACCUUGCGGACCAAACAGUCAAUGCAGAGAGUUGAAUGCACAUGCCGUGUGUGUUUGUGUGAGUGGCUAUCUCGGAAGUCCUCCAAAUUGUCGCCCGGAGUGCAUAUUGAGCUCUGAUUGUAAAUUAAAUGAAGCCUGUUCCAACCAAAAAUGCAUAGACCCGUGUCCUGGAGCAUGUGGUCGCAAUACACAAUGCAUUGUUGUCAAUCAUAACCCCAUAUGCACGUGUUCGCCUGGAUUUUCUGGAGAUCCAUUCUCAUCAUGCCAAAUUAUCCCUGCCACACCGCCUGCGAAGGUCACUCCGUGCCUACCUUCACCGUGUGGUCCAAAUUCAGAAUGUACAGAGAAUGGUGAAAAUGCAGAAUGCAAAUGUUUCUUAGAAUAUAUUGGGUCACCUCCUAAUUGUCGACCGGAAUGUACAAGUAACACUGAAUGUUCUCAAAAUAUGGCUUGUAUUAACAGAAAAUGUCAAAACCCCUGCGCAGGGGCAUGUGGUAUAAACGCGGAAUGCAGGGUAGUAAGCCAUACUCCCAUAUGCUUGUGUGAAAAUGGAUACUCAGGAGAUCCAUUCCUUAGCUGUAAUAUAAUAGUAUCAUCCGCAGUAGUGGAACGUCCGACACCUUGUAUACCAUCACCAUGUGGUGUUAAUGCUGAAUGCAGAGAACGGAAUGGUGUUGGAUCUUGCAUUUGUUUACCUGACUAUUUUGGAAACCCAUACGAAGCGUGUAAGCCAGAAUGCAUUCAAAAUUCUGACUGCCCUUCGAACCUUGCAUGCUACAAUAACAAAUGCAAAGAUCCAUGCCCGGGCACUUGUGGAAUUAACGCUCUGUGUAACGUCGUUAAUCACAAUCCUUCGUGUUCGUGUAUUGAGAAAUAUCAUGGAGAUCCAUACAAGAUGUGCGCAUUUAAAGCUGAAUCGGAAAUUUUAGACCCUUGCGAACCUUCGCCGUGUGGACCUAACAGCCAAUGUAAAUCUCAAAACGGCUUGGCGAUAUGUACUUGCAUGCUUGGCUAUCAAGGAACACCACCUUCUUGUCGCCCAGAAUGUAUCACUAGUUCAGAGUGCUCUCUAGAUAAAGUCUGUGAGAACUUUAAAUGCAAAUCGCCCUGUGAAAGAGCUUGUGGAUUAAAUACAGAAUGUAAAGUGAUAAACCACAAUCCUAUAUGUGUGUGUAAACCAAAAUACACAGGAGAUCCAUUCACAAUAUGUUAUGCAUUACCUGAGCAACAGCCACCCUUAAUGGAACCAACAGAUCCGUGUGUUCCUUCACCGUGUGGAUUAAAUGCGGAGUGUAGGGAAAUCGGUGGAGUUCCGUCUUGUUCCUGUUUGAAUGGAUUUUUCGGAAGUCCACCUAACUGUAAACCAGAAUGCAUACUCAAUUCGGAUUGUAGUAAUGACAAAUCGUGCAUAAAUAUGAAAUGUCAAAAUCCAUGCAUUGGUUCAUGCGGUCUAGACGCUUUGUGCAAUGUUGUGAAACACGUUCCUGUUUGUUCUUGUCCUAGUGGUUACGAAGGAGAUCCAUUUUCCAUCUGUCACAUCAAGCCUCCAGAAUUACCACAAUCAGUAGAUCCAUGUCAGCCAACUCCAUGUGGACCCAAUGCUGUAUGCCACAAUGGCGUAUGUUCCUGCUUACCAGAGUAUCAAGGGGAUCCCUAUUUUGGCUGUCGGCCUGAAUGUGUAUUGAGCACCGAUUGUCCUCUGGAUAAGGCUUGUUUCCGUUCAAAGUGUGUUGAUCCUUGUCGUGACAUGUGCGGAGUCAAUGCAGAAUGUAAUGUCUACAACCAUGUCGCUAUAUGUAGCUGCCCAAUGGGACAUACCGGAGAUGCAUUUACCCAUUGUAAAAUAAUUGAAAAACCAGCCAAUAAACCUUGUGAGCCUUCGCCUUGUGGACCUAACAGUGUUUGCAGAGAAGUAAAUGGACAGGCAAUCUGCGCUUGCAUCGAAUCUUUUAUUGGUAAUCCGCCAAACUGCCGACCUGAGUGUAUUCAAAGUACAGAUUGCUCUCCCUCAAAAGCUUGUAUAAAUAGAAAGUGCCAAGAUCCAUGUCCAGGAUCGUGUGGUCGUAACGCUAUAUGUAUUGUUAACAAGCAUAAUCCUAUAUGCAGCUGUCCUGCAAAGCACACAGGAUCUCCAUUCACUUAUUGUUACGUUCAAUUAGAAGAAGAGCCACAGUCUAAUCCAUGCGUACCAUCGCCUUGUGGACCAAAUAGUCUAUGUAAACCAACAGCUGACGGGAAAUCUUAUGUGUGCACAUGCCAACCGUCUUUUGAAGGAACUCCACCUCUAUGUCGUCGCGAAUGUACAACAAGUGAUGAUUGUUCGUCUGACAAAGCUUGCAUUAAUUACAAAUGUUCGGAUCCUUGCCCUGGCUCCUGCGGUUUGAACACACUUUGCGUCGUUCGACUGCACACACCUAUGUGCUCAUGUGAAAACGGGUACACUGGAGAUCCAUUUUUAUCAUGCUAUCUGAUGCAGCCAGUGCAUGAACCAGUUGAUCCUUGCAAUCCUUCACCUUGUGGCGCCAAUGCUCAAUGCAAAGAAACACGUAGCGGCGCAGUUGCUUGUAUUUGUGAAACUGGAUAUUUCGGAAAUCCUUACGAAUCUUGCCGACCAGAGUGUGUGGUUAAUACUGAUUGCCCAUUUAACAAAGCGUGCCUAAGAAACAAGUGUGAUGACCCGUGUCCCGGUGUUUGCGGCUCUACAGCAAAUUGUGAAGUUAUUAAUCAUGUACCAUCUUGCACGUGCGCGCCAGGUUACACCGGAAAUCCGUACACGUACUGUCAUAUCAUCAUUAAUGAACCAGUACCGAAACCGAUAAAUCCUUGUUUACCGAACCCCUGUGGCAGUAAUACUAUAUGUAACUACUCUAAUGGCCAAGUAUCGUGCUCAUGUAUGCCUGAGUUCUACGGCUCACCACCGAAUUGUCGACCAGAAUGUACUGUCAAUGCUGAAUGUGAUAAAUCGAAAAGUUGCAUAAGACAAAAAUGUAUUGAUCCUUGCAUUGGAGUGUGCGGACAAAAUGCAGAAUGUAGAGUUAUUAACCACGCACCUAUAUGCUCGUGUAGUCUUGGAUUUGAAGGUGAUCCGUUUAUUAGGUGCAUGGAGAAGGAAAAAACGCCUACGCCAGUCACCAAUCCUUGUAUACCAUCUCCUUGUGGACCCAAUUCUAUUUGUCAAGCUGUAAAUGAAAUACCGAUGUGUUCGUGUGUCGAAAAAUAUAUUGGUUCACCGCCGAACUGCAGAGCGGAAUGUGUCAUUAAUUCUGAUUGUCCAAGCACUGAAGCUUGCAUUAACCAGAAAUGUAGAGAUCCAUGCCCUGGCUCUUGUGGUCUUUACACAGAAUGUCACGUUUAUCAACAUUCAGCCAUAUGUAGUUGCAAUGAAGGGUACACCGGAAAUCCUUUCCAGAGCUGUCAAAUCAAGCAAAAUAUUGAACCUGUUCCAAGUACAUAUGAUAAUUGUAAUCCAAAUCCAUGUGGCGCAAAUGCUGAUUGCAAUGAUGGAGUUUGUAAAUGUAGAAAUAAUUACUUCGGUAAUCCCUAUCUUAGCUGCCGACCAGAAUGUACUCACAGUUCGGAAUGCGCAAAAUCUUUAACAUGUAUUAACAACAAAUGUACAAAUCCAUGUAUUAAUAUAUGUGGUGAAAAUGCCUUGUGUGAAGUAUACAAUCAUAUGCCUAUGUGUAGCUGUCCUCCAAAUACAACUGGGAAUGCAUUUUUCUCGUGUACACCGAUUAAAGUAGUAGUCCAGGAUACGAACCCUUGCCAACCAUCUCCUUGUGGUCCAAACAGCGUAUGCCGUGCACUUUCAGGACAAGUAAUGUGCUCUUGUAUAACUGGUUACAUCGGUACGCCACCAUCUUGUAGACCAGAAUGUUUAGUGGAUUCUGAUUGCACGAUUCUUUUGUCUUGUUCGAAUCAAAAAUGUGUAGAUCCAUGUCAAGGUUCAUGUGGAAUGAACGCUGAGUGUAGAGUUCACAACCACAAACCAAUAUGCUACUGUAGGAAUGGACUUACUGGUGAUCCUUUCUCUUACUGUAGAGUUAUUCAAAAAGAACCACCAAAAACCGCACCAUGUGAACCAUCGCCAUGUGGACCAAACUCUGUUUGUAAAUCAAACGGCGAAGAGCCACAGUGCCUAUGUCAAACUGGAUUUAUUGGGUCUCCUCCAUACUGUCGUCCAGAGUGUAUUUCUAAUAGCGAAUGCAGCUUCAAUAAGGCGUGCAUCAACAAUAAGUGCGACGAUCCCUGUCUUGGAGCAUGCGGUCCUAACGCUGAAUGUCGAGUUAUCAGUCAUUCACCACAAUGCACUUGCCAAUCUGGCUAUGAAGGAGAUGCAUUCAAUUUGUGUCACCCUAAACGAGACCACGAACCAGUCACACCUUCCGAACCUUGUGUUCCAAAUCCCUGCGGUCCGAAUGCUAUCUGUCAAGAACGUUAUAAUAUCGGCAGUUGUACUUGUGCGAAUGGUUUCUUCGGUGAUCCUUACGAAGGUUGCAGACCUGAAUGUAUUGUUAAUUCUGAUUGUGCCGAAAGCAGAGCUUGUAUAAACAAAAAAUGCCAAGAUCCUUGCCCAGGGCUUUGUGGAGUAAACGCUCAAUGCCAAACAACUAACCACGUUCCAUCAUGUACUUGUAUACAUAGAUAUGUGGGAAAUGCUUACGAAAGCUGUAUACUCAGAGAAGAAAAACCGACAAACCCAUGCUCACCGUCGCCUUGUGGAGCAUACAGUACUUGUAAAACUAUAAGCAACCAGGCAGUUUGUACGUGCUUGCCAGAUUACGUUGGAAAUCCGCCAAGUUGUCGACCAGAAUGUAUCAUUAGUUCGGAGUGUCCCUUGAAUAAAGCAUGCGUUCGUAAGAAAUGUGUAGAUCCAUGCAUAGGAACAUGCGGAGAAAAUUCAGAAUGUCGCGUACAUCAACACAGUCCUUAUUGUACUUGUCUGCCAGGCUAUGAAGGCGAUCCCUUUAUAAGAUGCUCUAAAGAAAUUUUAUCCACUCCACCUGUUGCCUCGCCUUGUGAACCGAGUCCGUGUGGGCCAUUCGCAACAUGCAGAGACAUAAAUGGUUCCCCAAUAUGCAGCUGCAAGCCAGGAUAUAUCGGUGCUCCACCUCGCUGUGCACCAGAGUGUACUAUAAAUGAAGAUUGCCCUAACAACAAAGCGUGUGUUCGUGAAAAAUGUGUAGAUCCAUGCCUUGGAUCUUGCGGUACUCAUACAGACUGUCGAGCAAUGAACCACGUAGCUAUUUGUACUUGUCUUUCCGGAUAUCGAGGCGAUCCGUUUAUUGGUUGUUCAUACCAAGACAUUCAGCCACCGGUGUCAUUCGACGCAUGUAUUCAAUCACCGUGUGGUAUUAACGCGGCGUGUGACAAUGGAACGUGCACUUGCAUUAGUGACUAUCAUGGCAAUCCGUAUAUAGAAUGUAGGCCGGAGUGCACUAGUGACAAUGAUUGCCAAAAACAACUAGCAUGUGUCAACUAUAAAUGUAUUAAUCCUUGUAAAAAUGCUUGCGGGAUUAAUGCGGUCUGUAAUGUUUACAAUCAUAUUGCAAUUUGUGAAUGUCCUACGCCACUUCAAGGAGACGCUUUUAUAUCCUGUCAUCACGCGAUUGAGCCAUCAAUAUCAGAUCCAUGUACGCCUAACCCUUGCGGACCAAAUAGUAUUUGUCGUGCUGAAGGAAUCGUAGCGCACUGUUCAUGUCGGCCUCCAAUGUUCGAAGAUCCUCCAAGCUGUCGACCAGAAUGUCGCGUAGAUUCAGAGUGUCCACCUAACCGUGCUUGUAGAAACAACAGAUGUCGCGACCCGUGUCCAGGAUCAUGUGGUGCUUCUGCAAUUUGCCACAUUCGAUCACACUCACCUAUAUGUGCAUGCCCAGCAAACUACGUUGGAGAUCCGUUUAUUCAUUGUCUCCCAGCUAUUGAAGCAGAGCCUUCGACUCAAGCACCUCAAUCUUGCACAAACUGUGGACCAAAUUCGGACUGUAUAAAUGGGCUCUGUAGCUGUAAAUCGGGCUACGUUGGAGCGCCACCCUAUUGCCGCCACGAGUGUCUCAGUUCCAGCGACUGCGAAUGGCACCUUAUGUGUUUGAAUCUGCGUUGUGUAGACCCAUGCCGCGGAGCCUGUGGACAAGGCGCUCUUUGCGAAUCUCUUGCUCAUGAGCCUCAUUGUACUUGUCCUUCCUCCACUACUGGAAAUCCGUUCUUCGAAUGUCGGCCCAUCGUUACAACCCAGAAAACUCCGAAUGACCCUUGCAACCCAUCACCAUGUGGGCCUGGUGCUUUAUGUAGCGCUAGGGGAGCGAGUGCGUCAUGUGAAUGUGAGCCUGGACUCUUCGGUGACCCAUACAGUGGAUGCCGCCCAGAAUGUGUAUCAGACUCGGACUGUUCACCUUCUCGUGCGUGCAUGCGUUCUCAUUGCCGGGAUCCCUGUCAAGGAACUUGUGGUAUAGGAGCUGACUGCGAAACUGUCAACCACAUUCCUUUAUGUUCUUGUCCAACAGGAACUAGAGGAAAUGCUUUUGAAAAGUGUGAAAAGAUUAUUACAGCACCACCUUGCAACCCCUCACCGUGUGGACCAGGUGCUGUGUGCACUACAUCAGGAAGCAGUGCCAUAUGUUCAUGUCCAAGUGGAACUUAUGGAGAUGCUAAAUCGACAGGAUGCAGACCGGAAUGUGUUGUUAGCUCUGAAUGUCCACGUGAUAGAGCAUGUGUGCGCAACAAAUGCAUUGACCCAUGUAUUGGAACAUGUGGAAAUGGCGCGAUGUGUCGAGUAUUUGAUCACGCACCAAUUUGCUCUUGUCCACCGACUACUACCGGGAAUCCAUUUACAGAAUGCACUUUAAAAGAUGUCACUCCACCUACUUUUGACCCUUGCGACCCUAACCCUUGUGGAAUUCAUGGAACUUGCCGCGACGGACAAUGCAUAUAUCCAGAGUGUAUCGUGAAUGAUGAUUGUCCCGGUGACCGUGCGUGUAUCAACAGGAAAUGUGCCGAUCCGUGUGUAAAUGCUUGCGGUAUAAACGCCAUUUGUACGGGCAUCAGACAUACAGCGGUAUGCUCUUGUCCAUCUGGAUAUACGGGGUCUGCGUUUGUUCGAUGCGAACGUAUAAUUAUUGACCAGCCAACUCCACCGACACCUGAAUGUGUAAAUGAUAAUCAAUGUGCUGAUGAUGCCGCUUGCGUUGAUUCACGAUGCUCACCAGUCUGCGGAUCCAAUAAUUGUGGCAUUAAUGCCCGUUGCUUGGCUAAACAACACAGAGCACGUUGUACAUGUUUACCGGGCUAUGAAGGUGAUGCUUACACUGGAUGUUACUCGGUGCAAUGUCACAGCAACAACGAUUGUCCAGAAGACGAAAGUUGUGAAGGCGCUUCAUGUGUGAAGGUUUGUUCACGCGUUCGUUGCGGAAUCGAAGCGCGAUGCGUCGCAAGAGGUCACACCGCAUCAUGUGAAUGUAACCCUAGCGCAAGAGGAGACCCUUGGACCGAAUGUCACAUAGCCGAAUGUAAUGCAAAUGAAGAUUGCCCAUUAUGGUUAGCCUGUAAAGCGAAUAAGUGUAAGGAUCCUUGUCCUGGAGCUUGUGCACCUGGAGCCGUUUGCACAGUACUACGACAUCAACCAACAUGCGAAUGUCCUCGAGGAACAAAUGGCAAUCCUAAAAUAGAAUGUCGACAAGUGGCAAACGAAGAGGAAUGCCAAUACGAUGCUGAAUGUGGACCAGGUCUGGCAUGUCUACAAGGAAACUGCAAAAAUCCGUGCGAACCAACUUCGUGUGGAACACGAGCCGUCUGUCGCGUUGCUAAUACUCUACCUUUCCGCACCCUGGUUUGCGAAUGUCCGAAACCACUCACUGGGGACGCAUCUCUACAAUGCAAUCCAAGAGGAGAAUGUACGUCAAAUGACGAUUGUAGUUCAGAAGAGAGCUGCAUAAACAAGCGUUGCGUGAAUGUUUGUAGCAACGGCGCCUGCGGUAUAGGUGCUGAAUGCCGCGCUCAGUCUCAUAGAGCUAACUGUGUCUGCGUACCACCAUUACAGGGUGACCCACGUGUAGCUUGUAUGCCUAGUACACCGACUGCAGAAUGCGUCGUAGAUUCAGAUUGUGGUAGCGCCGAGGCAUGUGUAUCACGACGAUGUGUUUCGGCAUGUAUUGGAGCUUGCGGGACGGGUGCAUUGUGUGACGCUGCGCAGCAUAGAGCACGCUGUCACUGUCCACCGGGGACUGCUGGAGAUCCUGCAAGAAUAUGCUAUACACCUGAGUGUACAUCUGAUGACAACUGCCCAUUCGAUAAAACGUGUUUCAAUGGAUACUGUAAGGAUCCUUGUGGUGUGGGCUCUCCGUGCGGACGCGAUGCAAGCUGUGAGGUUGUAGCUCACGUUGCUACCUGUCGCUGUCCACCCGGUACGCAGGGCGACCCUCGUCGCGCCUGUAUCUCAGCGGCCUGUCAUUAUAAUGAAGACUGCGAUGAUUCUCAACUCUGUAAUCGUCUCAACCGCGUCUGCCAAUCAGCGUGUACAGACAACUCUUGCGCUCCUGGUGCUUUAUGUACAGGAGAGAAUCACCGCCCUACCUGCAAGUGUAUUCCUGGAUAUAUUGGUGAUCCAUAUCAACGUGGAUGUACAUUUGCCCAAGAUACCACUGAAUGUACAACGGAUGCUGAUUGCUCAGCGCCUUUAGCCUGUGUGGACGCACGUUGUAUCGAUCUCUGCCUGAAUAACCCGUGCGAUAGCGGUCUCAUAUGUAGAACAGUUGAUGUGCUUCCUUUACGAGCAGUUGCUUGUGUAUGCCCUGAUGGAGGUCGAGCUGCACCGGAUAGUGGCUGUCGCAUACCACCAGAAGUAGAAUGCUCCGUGGACUCGGAUUGCGCUAGUAGCCAAAUGUGCUUCCGUGGUAGUUGCGUCGAAGCCUGUAAAGCUGAUCCAUGUGGACAGAACGCACUAUGCGAUUCGAUUGAUCAUGCAUCACGUUGCGUUUGUCCACCUGGAUACAACGGAAACCCAAGAUUUGAAUGUAACACAGUGCCACAAGAACCAAUAGUUUGGGAAUGCUAUGAAGACAAUGAGUGUGGACCUGAACGUGCCUGUAUCAAACGAUCAUGUGUCAAUCCGUGUAUUGAUGGUUGUGGUAUUGGAGCUCUAUGUCGGGUGAUUGAUCAUAAGCCACAGUGCUCUUGUCCAAACGGUUUUUCGGGCGAUGCAUACAUUCGAUGCUUACCACCAUCCGAGAAGUCUUUUAUUCCACUUGGUUGCAAAGCUAAUUCAGAAUGCCCAUUAUCUCAAGCCUGUAUUAAUGGUGCUUGUGCCGACCCAUGUGCUUGUGGCGCACAAGCUGAUUGCUCAAUUGUGAGACAUCAUCCAGUUUGUUACUGUAAACAAGGCUAUUCUGGAAAUCCCUAUAUUGGAUUGCUGAAUGUUAUGGCGUUAACCACCGUGCAAGUUGUCGUUGCCCAUCUGGCACUGUUGGAAAUCCAUUCACGAGAUGUAUAG
Bombyx mandarina (wild silkworm) is the source of this 42399-nucleotide messenger RNA. Its product is annotated as fibrillin-like protein dumpy. Lineage: Eukaryota; Metazoa; Arthropoda; Insecta; Lepidoptera; Bombycidae. Gene Ontology annotation, cellular component: extracellular region; nucleus. The record is from RefSeq and is a predicted model, not a curated record. Gene Ontology annotation, molecular function: peptidase inhibitor activity; calcium ion binding; zinc ion binding.